Molecule: messenger RNA, 3294 nt
Organism: Chaetomium globosum CBS 148.51
Lineage: Eukaryota; Fungi; Ascomycota; Sordariomycetes; Sordariales; Chaetomiaceae
Exons: 4
Coding region: 1-3294 (1097 amino acids)
Biological process (GO): base-excision repair; mismatch repair
Cellular component (GO): nucleus
Molecular function (GO): 8-oxo-7,8-dihydroguanine DNA N-glycosylase activity; 4 iron, 4 sulfur cluster binding; adenine/guanine mispair binding
Source: RefSeq, a predicted model, not a curated record
AUGGCCGAUUGGUUCGUGAGCACGCUGCACUCGAUGUUGGUCACAUGCCUCAUUGGCUCUGCCGAAACUGCUUCAUCUCCGUGUCCUCGCAAUCCGCUCGACAAUCGCGAACAUCGCGGUUCUCGCCGUUUCCACAUCUACCGCUUUUCAAACCCAGGCCUUUCUAUGGAAGACGUGAUAGUCGUUCUGGGCGGCACUGCCGAGGCCGCUGCGGAGACAGCCGUGACACGCAAGUCGUGUACCAAAUGCAAUACUGAGCAGAACAUUGACCAGUUCCUCCAUGCCCGCGGGAACGGAAGGAUUGUUGUCAACUGUCUAAGUUGCCGGCACAAGAAGAAGCUUCAUGUGAUAUCCCUAGUUAAGGUAACGAUAGUCGUUUCUUCAGCUAACCUUCGCAGAUUGAAGCGUCGCGAGCGAGCAUCGAGAUUUCUCGCGCAAUCGCCCGCGGAGAAAAUUCUCCCCUUCCUUUCGCACCGAUACCCCGGAAACGGCAGCCGCUCGGGAUCAACGAUUGACAAUCCAGCGACGCCACCGCGUGGAACGACGCCAUGGCGUGCAGCCUUCGCAAACCCCGACGUUAAGCAGCUAGCCAUUGCCAUGGGCUCUACUGGUUCCAUGGGAGCCCCCCUCCUGAUAUGGAAACUCCUGAGUCGAGAAAGCACUUCGCAAAGAUCUGGGGAUACCACAAAGGUGCCCGGCGGGCUAGAGAGGCUGGAGAUAGAGCUGAGGUCGCAGAGGCGGCCGGGGAGACUGCUGGAGGAGAGCAGCCAGCGCCAGAGCCCACGUGUCGUUUUCUCUUCCCCCGGCCUGUCCGAGAGGCUGCCGAGGUCAUCAAGCAUCUAUCCCACCAAGGGCCAGGUCAUCGAGUACAACCACCAACACAUGCUUGGCCUGGACAGCCCCGCCAUUCAGGUCGAGGCAAAGCACGAGGGUGUUGGUGCGGAGAAGGUUGAAUCCUCAAAUGCCGGCAACUUGGCCAAGCGCUUGCCCUUGUGUGGUGGUUGCCGGGUGAUGCUAACGCGGAACUUGUGGGCGGACGUCGGGCUCGUCAACGGUGCGCAAGGCACAGUCUACGACAUAUCCUGGAAAGAAGGUGCUGACGUGCUGCGAGACCCGCCCGAGGUCAUCAUGGUGGCCUUCGACGACUACGACGGCCCCGCCUUCACGAUGCCGAACGGGGAGCCGCUCCGCAGUGGAGAGAAGCUGGUUGUUCCCAUCCUCCGAGUGCGGCAGGACUUCAUGGUCGGCGCCAACUCAUGUUCAAGAGAGCAGUUCCCGCUGUUGGUCAGCUAUGCGAUCACCGUCCACAAGUCACAGGGCAUCACCCUGGACAAGGUUGUCUGCGACAUCUCUGCGCCAGAGUUUGCUUCUGGCCUCUCCUACGUGGCCGUUUCGCGGGUGAAGACACUCGGCGGGCUGAUGUUUGAGCGGCCCUUCGACCGCGGCAGGGUGUACCGCGAGACACCAUCACGAGCUAUGGGGUUGAAGUUGUCCGAUCACGCUACUAGGCAACUGCAGGCGUUAGAUGCUGUGGCGCAUGACGAAUCCGACGACAGCGAGUCCCAAUCGGAACAAGAAUAUGCAUCAUCAUCGGAAUCCACGGACCCUGAAACCCGCCCAGCCAAGCGCCGCAAAACACAACCACCACGACGCCCCCCUAGGCCACACCCGAGAGCAUCUCUAAAAACCACAUCCACCACCGCCUCCCACCAUGCUGGCACCACCCCCAACACCCCGCCUCCAGUCCCCAAAACCCGCUUCCAUCCCCCCACCUACCACCAGCCCCUCCUGCUCACCAACCCCCCUUCCCGCACCUCCCUCCUAACCUGGUUCACGCACGCCCGCACCCUGCGCCCCAUGCCCUGGCGCCAACCUUUCCAGCCCCGCGGCACUCUUACGCGCAGCCAGCUCUCGCGCCGCGCCUACGAGGUCUGGAUCUCCGAGGUCAUGCUGCAGCAGACGCGGGUCGCGACCGUGGUUGCAUACUGGACACGUUGGAUGGCGCGGUGGCCGCAAAUUGGGGAUUUGGCGGCGGCGGAGGAGGAGGACGUGCUGGGCGUGUGGCAGGGUUUGGGGUAUUAUUCGAGGGCGAGGAGGGUGUGGUUGGCCGCGAGGGAGGUGUGUGCAGUCGGUGAUGGUGAUGGUGAUGGUGAUGGUGGUGAGGAUGGGGAUGGGGGUGGAGAGGGGAUUUUGCCGGGGACGGUGGAGGGGUUGAUGCGUCUGCCGGGUGUGGGGAGGUAUACGGCGGGUGCGGUGGCGGCGAUUGUGUUUGGGGUGGCCGCGCCGAUGGUGGAUGGGAAUGUGUUAAGGGUGUUGAGCCGGCAGAUGGGGCUGUUGGCGGAUGUGAAGGCGGACAAGAAGGCCGUGGAUCUGCUGUGGGAGGCAGCGGGAGAUUUGGCAAAGGCCGUGGCCGAAGAUGGGGAAGAUGGUGAUAAGGGGGUUAAUGAGCGGCCAGGGCAAUGGGGCCAAGCAUUGAUGGAACUGGGUAGCACCGUUUGCACGCCGAAGCCCAAUUGCGCGGCGUGCCCCAUCACAGAGACUUGCCGCGCUUAUGCUGAGGGCCUUGCUUUGGCAGAGGGCCGGGGUAAGGACAGGGAGUUGACGGAUAUCGAGGACGGUUGCAAUCUCUGUGCCCCCAUUGAGGAGGCCGCUUCGGAUGGGGAUGAGGCGGAUAAAUACACGGAGCCACCGCCCAGCAAGGGGGAUGGGAAACUCUCCCGUUUCUUUGCGGACACAAAGAGGGCCAAACAGCCUAACACCGCCGCUCAAGAUCUGGAUACUCGAACGCUCGCGGUCGUGGUAAAUCACGCAAGGAAAUUCCCACUCAGGAAGCCUAAGAAGAAGGUCCGCGAAGAAGAAGCGUUAGUGUGUGCUGUCCGUGGCUCCGACGGGCGGUACCUCAUCCACAAACGGCCGGACAAGGGGCUCCUCGGAGGAUUGUGGGAGCUCCCCAGCCAGACGUUACCGCCAUCGAACGACAGCACGGUCAAGACUCGGAAAGCGAGGGCGACAUCCUACGUUGCGGGUGUGGCUGGAGGAAAGGGUUCUUGUUCACCACCGCUGAAGCAUGUUGCAGAACUUGGAAGUGUGCCCUGGCUAUUUUCUCACCUAAAGCUGAUCAUGCAUGUCCACCUCUUCGAGAUGGACGGCGUUUCACCCUUGGCUAAGCUGGGCCCGCGGAGGCAAUGGGUUUCCGUAGAAGAAAUUGACGCCGAGUCCAUGGGGACUGGGAUGAAGAAGUGUUGGUCACUUGUCAAGAAAAGGAUGGCGGAGGUGGACAACGAGGUGCAAUAA